CAAGGCUCGACUACACCAACGGGUCCAGCUUUGACUGAGCAUCUGUGUGCACUGUGCACCAUGGCUCCACAAGUCGAAAUCUCCAUCCCUAACACCACGAUAUCUGGCAGCUCAAAACCCUAUACCAUCUACAACGUCACGCUCCGCUUACCCCUACGAUCCUUCACCGUGCAGAAGCGCUACUCCGACUUCCUUGUCCUGCACAAUGGGUUGACCGACCAGGUCGGCUCACCACCGCCCUGCACAUUGCCUGCGAAAUCAUGGUUUCAGCGAACUGUUUCCAAUCCGCAACUGACGGAAGAACGACGGCGGGGGCUAGAGACAUACCUCAAGACCAUCAACGAGAUUGACGACUCACGGUGGCGCUCGACCAGUGUGUGGAGAGCCUUUCUCAACCUUCCAUCCUCCUUUGCGACUCAGACAUCAAGUAAAGCGGGCACACUACACUCUGUCAUAUCCGGUCCUGGUGGGGGAGGCGCUCCGAUCACAGACCCGGUUAUCUGGCUUGAUGUCCAUCGUGAUCUGAAGGCCCAGCUACAGGACGCGCGUCUGAACUUGACGAACCGUGACCAAGCAUCCACACCCCAAAAGCAACACGAAGCAAGUGCGGCUGCAAAGAGCCAUCUCGUAAAGGCGGGAUCUUUGAUUGCUGCAUUAGAGGAAGGCCUGACCAACAUACAAAAUGCUACAGAGGGAGGAUGGGGUGGACAGAAGCUCGGAGAGGGCGAAGUCCGCAGAAGAAAAGAUUUGAUCGCGUCAGCCAAAAAGGACAAAGAUGGCCUCGAGAACCUGCUGAACGCCAUGGCCACGAAGUCCAAACUCGAUAGUGCAGUCGCCUCUAUGCAAGAGACCCAACAUCUCAUGGGCAACGGUAACAACAAGCCUAAGGUCGGCGGAGGCAGGGUCCUCGGCAAGGAGACUGCCGAAACGAGAGAACUCGACAAUCAAGGCGUCCUCCAACUCCAAAAGCAAAAGAUGGCCGAGCAGGACCUCGACGUUGAAGAAUUGCGGAAAAUUGUGCAGCGGCAAACGGAGCUGGGAAUUGCCAUCAAUCAGGAGUUGGAGGUACAGAACGAGAUGCUGAGGAUGGUAGAUGAGGACGUCGAUCGCGUCCACGGAAAGAUCCAGAUUGCGAAGCGGAGGAUCGGGAAGAUAUCAUGACCAUCAUGACUAUCAUCAACAUCCUGCUUCGAGAGAUGUAAUCGUCGUAGCAUGCAUCACUCGUGGUAUCUGGUACACAAAACAACACUUUUGGAAACCGCCCUCAUUCCCUGGAUCCAUGUCCAUUCUAGGGUACAAUGGCUCACCCUUGCGGCUUGGGAACUUUGUUCAGAAACUCCUCUGCAUCCACUGCAUCAACACUCGACCGGUCAUCCUCAUCCUUGCUAAUCAAUCCGAGCUUGCUCUUGCGAAUGGUCCACCACAACUCGCGUCUGUUCCCACCCAACUGCUCGCGAAAGAUCUUCUCCUUGAGCUGGCGCAUGACGGCAUUGUACAACAUUGGCUCUUCAUAUCCGAUUAGCUCCUGCCUCAUCUCACCCAAACCCGCCACGACGCGUGGGUAGUUCUGGCCGCCGAAAUCGCUCUUCACCAAUCCCUCCAGGAUCUCUUGCAUCUGUCUCACCGCAUCCUUUACAAUUUCCAUAUCACCCGUCGAUUCCAACAAUUGUUUGAACUCUGGAAUUGCGUUGUCCGGCGAAAUAUGGACCUUCCCGCGCUCGGUAGAUGGUCGGGUUUUGCGGAACAACUCCUCCACAUUGAGUCCCGAUAAAGGCUUUUCUGCCUCUCUAUCGCGAUAUCGUCUUCUCCCUUUGACUUUACUGGGCACUUUCUUCACAUCUGCUGCCUCAAUCAGGCGUCUAAGCGCUCCUUUACCACGCUCCCGCAGCUCCGGAGGUUGUUCUUGAAGUGAGUCGAAUCUUUCUGGUCUUUUCGGGAACUCAUUUUUCUUCUCUGGAUCGGAGCUGUGGACAGCCCGGUAUUUGAUCGCGCUCUCGAUCGUGUGGAGAAGAGGUGAGAAUGUGUCAUCGAUGGCCAUCAUUUCCUCGUCCUCAUCUCGGAGUAGACUCAUGCUGUCCACAAAAUCACUCAUGCUUUGCAAUAGGCUUUCAGAGGGAAGAUUGCGGUGUUCGGUCAAUGCCUUUCCGGAGACAGUGAGGACUUUAUCUAGGGGCGGGAAGCGGUAGGAUCGGAGAUCUUCUGCAAAGGGGAGGAUGUUCUCGAUCAGGCACUCGAAGUCUGCUUCGACGAGCGGUGACAAGAGCGUGAGGAUUGGUUCCACCAUGUCUUUCUUAACAAGACGGCCGAUGGCUACAGAUCCGAGUUCGUAGAGGGAAUGGAUCAAGGAGGAGAGAGCGAGUGCCGCUUUGUCGUUGCCUUUUUGCGGGACGAUCAUGUUUGUGUUGUCCAUUAGCAUGUAUCGCUCCACGUUUUCCGCUGGAAUGAAACCCAGAAUAUCGUAUGUCAUCUCUG
Cladophialophora immunda is the source of this 2472-nucleotide messenger RNA. RefSeq lists its product as uncharacterized. The record is from RefSeq and is a predicted model, not a curated record. Gene Ontology annotation, cellular component: intracellular membrane-bounded organelle. Gene Ontology annotation, molecular function: phosphatidylinositol binding. The transcript has a single exon. The coding region runs from base 61 to 1161 and encodes 366 amino acids. Lineage: Eukaryota; Fungi; Ascomycota; Eurotiomycetes; Chaetothyriales; Herpotrichiellaceae.